Messenger RNA from Moneuplotes crassus, 1524 nucleotides. NCBI's taxonomy places the organism in Eukaryota, Ciliophora, Spirotrichea, Euplotida, Euplotidae. The record is from the annotation of a GenBank genome assembly.
UUUUAACUAAAUAAUAUUUUGAUGAGUUUUCACUAUGGCCAAGAAGAGCCAGAGCCAGAUUUAGACAAACAGGAUGAAAAUAGGGAUAAAAACCAACCAUCUCCAAUAGAGGAUUUGGAUAAGAAAAUUCCUGCUGAAAGUCUUUCUUAAAACUCCCAAGUUUUCAUUGAACGACAAUUCACCAAGUUUUGAAUCAAAUUUCAACGUGUGUAAAUUAGGAAAAGAAGAGCCUUCUCUAGAAGAGUUCCCAAUAAUUCGAGAACAAAUUUAUGAGGAGCUAGAAGGUUCUAAUAGAUUUGAUGAAGAAGAGGAAAAGAAUGAAAACAUAAACUUUCAUUUUCCUGACUCCAAAAGUCAGCUAGGACUAUCUGAUAUGCAAUAUUAUGAAAUGGAUAAUAUAAAUGACCCAUACAUCAGCAAAAAUAUCAUCACCGAAGAAAUCGAUAAUGAAGGUUUUCAUCAACCUCAGGAAAUAUCAAUCCCUCCUAUGCCACAAAAUUUUCUAGAAGGUUCUAGAGAUCCCUCUAAACAACUCAAAAAGGAGGAGAAGAGCGGCAUCAGAAGCAUGGCUAUGAAGAAGAAAGGGGUCAGGAAGGAAAAAGAGCUUUAUUCCACAGAUAUUGAGAGUAAGCCUAUCAAAAAAGAAGAAAAUAAUCCGAAAGUUGAGAGCAAGCAUCCAUCAAAAUUCAAUUUUGAAAAUGAAUUCCAACCUGAUUCCAAAAAGAGGCUUCUAAAAGACAUUUCUAAGGCUCAAUCAAGUACGAUGAUACCUGGAAUUCCUUCUCCUAUACUCAGACCACGUCGGAGUGCACGCUCAAGCAAGAAAGAGGUGGAUUAUAACUAUGAUAAACAAGGAUGUGAUUGACAGAAGAAUCGAUGAAUUCAGAGAUAUUGUGAUUGCUUCGCAGCAGGAAAAAUCUGUAGCAACGACUGUACUUGCAAGGAUUGCGAAAAUUUACCAGAGAAUGAGCAGCUUGAGAUAUUUAAAAGAGAGAUCAUUGAGAAAGAUCCCGAAGCCUUUACCCCAAAGUUCUUAACACGGCUUCCUGCUCAGAGCGUUAGCUCAGCUGAAGGACCUCCUGAAAUAGCAAUGGAAAGGACUAGUAGUGCUAUAGAACGAGAAAAGGUGCACAAGAAAGGAUGCAAAUGUAAAAAUUCAGCUUGACUCUUAAAGUACUGUGAGUGCAAAAAGCAUGGAGCCAAAUGAACUUCUCAAUGAAAAUGCCAAAAUUGCAAUAAUGGGAAGCUAUAAGUGACAAAAGAAUUCAAAUUGGCAACCCAUAAACCAUAAAUAUUCAUUCCAAAAUUUAUUCCUUUCUAAACCUGCAAACAAAUUGUCGAUAUUGAUUCAGCUCUGAUACAAAUGAUUACUUUUUAAAUUUAAAAUUUAAAGCUUUGCCCUAUCAGCUUGGGAACUCUCCAGAGGGUAUUCAUCAUAUCAGUGAUCUUUCAUAAAACACAGGUCAACUUUCUGAUAGUUUUCUAACCAAAUGUAGAACAAGCAAUUAUAUGGUUUAUGUUAAU